Haliotis rufescens (red abalone) is the source of this 1288-nucleotide messenger RNA. RefSeq lists its product as uncharacterized. The record is from RefSeq and is a predicted model, not a curated record. The transcript has 3 exons. NCBI's taxonomy places the organism in Eukaryota, Metazoa, Mollusca, Gastropoda, Lepetellida, Haliotidae. Bases 325 to 849 code for a protein of 174 amino acids.
CCUGGUUCGUCCACAGGAAUGUCGUCUAACAAAGCAGCUGCUGUACGCAACACGUCACGACCGUCGGUGCAUGAAACUGUACAACGUUACCUGUCACUUUAACUACUGCAUCAACCCCGAACAAGGAAGUUGGGGUAAUCGAUUCUUCUACAGAUGUAGUUGCUUCUUGGAAUCGAAGUACACGUUAACUCUGUCAAGCGAUCCGAGACGUUGCCUGAAGAUUCACCGGGGCGGAACGAGCCACGGUAGACCCCAGUAUAGACUUGAGGUUGAAACGAAUUGUAAACCUUCUCGCCAUCAGUGAGGAGUGACAUCCACUAAAGGAUGGAAAUAUGGCUUUUCUACCUUCUGGUUGGAUUUCUACACAGGUCGGAGGGCCUGCUGUGUUAUCAAUGUACCAGUAGCGGAGAUGAAGGCGAAUGUAUGACAGGCUACAGUUCUUUCACAAAGGUGUUUCACGCACUGUCCAAUCCGAAUGCAACGCUUGUUGCUGGGCCCGGCGACACAGCCACUGAGACUCCUCAUUAUAAGGAUUGCGACAAAUUCGUCAACAGAACCAUGUGUGUCAUUGAAGAAGUUCGAAAUGCAUUUACUGGAAACGUUGAAACCUUCAACCGGGACUGCUCAGAUGGUGUGACGUUCUCCAUCAACAUGCCAAUCUUACACACAGACACACCUGCCAACUUUACAACGUGUGGAUACGGCAACCAUGGCUACCAAGUCUGCAUCACUCUGUGCAACUCCACCAACUUCUGCAAUGGACCUAAUGAAGGAGCACAGAAUGAGAAGCCCUCUCUGAUCGUGUUAACUGCCCUUUUUGGCGUAUUUUAUGCUUGUGUCAAAUUCUAAAUAUCCAAGAAAUCUCUGUAUUUAUUCAUGUAUGCGUUUUGGGUUUAUCUGGGCCAAAGGAUCUGGUAAUUUGUUUUCUAAAUGUUCUUCAUCGUCAUGAGGGUUAUUUCGUGCAUGUGCAGCAGGGUGUGGAGUCAUACCACGGAUGACAUCAUCAGUUUCCAGGGCCCACUUGCACAAAGCGAUCUUAGCGCUAAGACUAUUGUAAGCCUAUGUUAAAGUAUGGGAGUUGCGAUCAUCUUAGCGCUAAGAUCGCUUUGUGCAAGUGGGUCCAGAUGACAUCGUUAACUAAUCAGCUUGGUUCGUGGUUCGAAUCCCUGAACGGGAUUCGGAAAUUGUAUGGCCGCUUCAUAUGUGUUCCACUCUAAGAUCAUCAUUGUGUUUCCUUAAAAGAUUGUCAUCAAUGCCACAAUAAAACUCAUAUUUUCAUGGAUUAAAA